Messenger RNA from Closterium sp. Naga37s-1, 4101 nucleotides. NCBI's taxonomy places the organism in Eukaryota, Viridiplantae, Streptophyta, Zygnematophyceae, Desmidiales, Closteriaceae. The record is from the annotation of a GenBank genome assembly.
AUGUCGACAAUGGACGCUCAGGAUGAGCUGGAGGAGGCGGUGAGCCGAAUCUACGGCGAGUGGCUUGCGCGAGGCGGCGGCCGCUCCGGCUCUCGGACUCGGGGCGCGGAGGGGGAACAGGCGGCGGGCGGAAGGCGGAAGGAGCGGGGCGGGAGCGGGGGAGAGGGGCUGCGACUGCUACGGGAACGCCACGUGCGAUUCCUGUUGAAAGGAUUGGACCACCUCUCGAGCAGCUAUGCCAGCCUGGAUGCCAGUCGGCCAUGGCUGGUGUUUUGGAUCGUGCACUCCCUCGCCCUCCUCGAGCAUCCUCUUGACGCCUCUCUUGCUGCUCGGUGCGCCGACACGCUGCGUCGCUGCCAGCAUCCAGAGGGCGGCUUUGGAGGCGGGCCUGGGCAGCUGGCGCAUCUGGCCACCACGUAUGCAGCUGUGGCAGCGCUGGUAACGGUGGGAGGGGAGGAGGCUCUCUCAGUGGUCAACAGGAAAACGAUGCUUGCCUUUCUGCGUCGCAUGAAGUGCCAGUCAGGAGGUUUCAGGCUGCACCAAGGGGGGGAAACGGACGUGAGGGGGUGUUAUACUGCAAUGGCGGUGGCUCAUCUGCUCUGCAUCCGCACGCCUGACCUCACAGAGAACGUGGCAGCAUACGUGCACAGGUGUCAGACUUAUGAAGGGGGCAUUGGGGGAGAGCCCGGCGCAGAGGCACAUGGGGGUUACACAUUCUGUGGGCUCGCUGCGGUGCUAUUGGCUGGCGCUGACCCUUGGGAGCAUCUCAACCUGCCGCUGCUCCUGGACUGGCUGGUGUUUCGGCAAGGCAGUGUGGAGGGGGGGUUUCAGGGGCGUAGCAACAAGCUGGUGGACGCCUGCUACAGCCUCUGGCAGGGCGGCCUCUUCCCGCUCCUCGCCCUCUGCUCCCCCCCCCGCCUCCCCAAUGGCGAUGCCAGCUCAGCACAGCAGCCAAACAACGUGAGCUUGUCGCCACGUUCGGACCGUAUAGCAGGGGAUCAGCAAGCCGUGCAGGCAGGUAGCGGCGAGGGGAGGGGGGUUGCUGGUGAGUCCGGUGGUGUUGCUGGGGAUUCAGUGCAAGAAGGGAGGGGUGCUGAAGGCUGCUCCAGUGGAAGUGAAGGUGGUGGAGGCGAUCAGAGAGGAGGAGAUGGGGCUGAGGAUGAGGAGGCGGAUGAGGAUGAGAAUGAGGAGGAAGAUGAGGAGGAUGAGUGGGAGGAAGCAGAUGUGGAUUCGUUUCACCGUGUUCCCUUGGCGCCUGCUGCUGACCUCUUCCCUUGCCCCGAGUCUCUGCUACCGCCUGCUGGAGCUGGGGAGGGAGGCGAGAGGACGGGAGGAAAGAGGGGGGGAGGAGAGGAGAGCGGGGGAGAGGGUGAGGAGGGGAGGGAAGGGGCGGCAGAUGCAGUGGGAGGGGAGUCAGGCGACAGGGCCACUGCACGUGGUGGGCGUGACUGUGUUGGCAGCUUCUGUUACAGCGACGUGGCCCUACAGGCAUACCUGCUGCUCUGCUGCCAGGUGCCAGAGGGGGGACUGAGGGACAAGCCAGGCAAGGCACGGGACUACUACCACACCUGCUACGCCCUCAGCGGUCUCACUGCGGCCCAGCACUCCCAUCCAGUGACCUUACCCCACACCCAUGCUCCCCAGCAAGCUGCGGCUAGCGUGGUGCAGGGAGUGGGGGGAAGUGUCUCGGCGCGCAGCAGCCUCCGCAGCAGCAAGAGCGCGUGCAUGCGCGGGCUUCCCUCAAGCGGGCGCCUCCUGAUUGCCACGCUCACCCGCUCGAUACAGUCACAUCGGGCUCAGUCACCCUGCGCCCCGCACUCUUCUUUGCUCCAAAGCGCGCCGAAAGUUGUGUGGGCGUUGUUUCCGGGAGGUGCAUUGGGAUCUCCGCGCGCACUGGGAGCAGCGCGCGUAUCGGAACUCGGGCGCCAAGUGAUAUCUGCGCGCGGGCUGACUUCCGCGCAAGCGGCCCCACGAAUGGGGGAUAAGCGCAAAGCGAACGGGGAAGGGGAGGCGGAGAACAAGAAGUCAAAGGCGGCGGUAGCGGGGGAAGAAGGAUCCGCAGGCGCAGGGGGGGCAGCGGGAGGGGGAGGCGAGGUCAUGGGGGGGCCCUCAGGGUUUAAGGUUUUGAAAGAGGGUGCAGCGGAGAUUUUAGUACAGGGUAACGACGUGUUCUAUAACAAGGCGCAGGUAGUUAAUCGCGACCUGUCCGUCUGCGUGCUCCGCGCGUUCGUCACGGUUCGGCGGGAGGAGGAGAAUCAGCGGGCCGCGGCUGUGGUGGCGGGAGUGAAGGGACGCGCGCUCCUGAAACACCCCAACGCGGACCUUGCGGCGAAAUCUGCGGCGGCUGCUGCGGCGAAGCUUAGAGGCGGGGAGAAAGGGGGAGGCGCGGAAAAAGGGGAAGGCGGGGAGAAAGGGGAAGUGGGGGAUCGGAAGGGGGAGGACAAAGAGGUGCUGGAGGGAGAGGGAAGAGCAGCGGAAGGGGCCGCAGGAGGCGAAGCAGGGGAGCGGAAGGAGAAGAGCGGAGAGGAGGGGGACGGCGCGGCUGCAAUGAUUGAGGGAGCGGAAGCGGGGGAGGGCCGCCAGCAGCAGCAGCAGCAGCAGCAGCAGCAGGCGAAGGUGGCUGAAGUGAAGCCUUUGAGAAUCCUAGAGGGCCUGGCAGCGUCAGGCCUGAGGUCGAUCCGGUAUGCCAAGGAGAUCCCGGGGGUGGGCACGGUGGUGGCGCUGGACAACGACCCCGUUGCCGUGCAGGCAUGCCAACGCAACGUGGCACACAACUUCGGUGGUGCACCACCACCUGCUGCCACCGCUAGUGAUGCUGCUGUGGCUGCUGAGGGGGAGGGAGGGGAGGGCAAGGAGGAGGGGAAGGGAGGGGAGGGUAAGCCGGCGAGUGAGGAGGGGAAGGGGGAGGGGGAGGCGGCAGUACCAGUGAGAGCGGAGCAAGGGGACGCGCGUGUGUACAUGAUAGUGCAUGAGAAGCAGUUUGAUGCGGUGGAUCUAGAUCCGUAUGGGACGCCGUCAGUCUUCCUGGAUGGGGCGGUGCAAGCAGUGGCGGAUGGGGGCAUGCUGCUGGUGACAGCCACUGACAUGGCCGUGCUGUGUGGCAACAACGCCGAGGUCUGCUACUCCAAGUACGGGGCCUAUCCACAUCGUGCCAAGUAUUGCCACGAGAUGGCAAUCCGCAUACUGCUCGCCUCCAUCGAGAGUGCGGCGAACCGGUUCAAGCGCCACAUAGUGCCCGUGCUGUCCGUGUCGGUUGACUUCUACAUCCGCGUGUUUGUGCGAGUCUUCACGUCAGCGCAGGCAGUAAAGGCGACACCCAGCAAGCUGGCAUACGUCUUCCAGUGCUCUGGCUGCGACUCCUACCACCUGCAGCCCGUGGGGAGGGUUGUUGAGGGGCGCUCUAAGAAACCAGACGCUCCCCCUCCUCCCCCAAGAUACCUCCCCGGCCUAGGCCCUGUAAUUCCCCCCGCAUGUGAGCACUGUGGGCGGCAUCUGAGCAUUGGAGGGCCCAUGUGGUCGGCGCCCAUCCAUGAUGCCAGCUGGGUUCGGCUGGUUCUGGGGGAGGUGCAAGCGGGGAAGGCGAGGCUGGCUGGAUUCGGCAAGGUGCACGGGCUGCUGACUGCCGUGUCUGAGGAACUACAUGACAUCCCGCUGUACCUCGAUCUGCAUGAGAUGAGCGCCACGCUCAAGUGCACGCCGCCCAGCAUGCUGCUCUUCCGCUCCGCGCUCGUCAACGCAGGGCACCGCGUGUCAGGAGCGCACUCCAACCCGCUUGGCAUCAAGACGGACGCCCCCCUCGGGCUCGUCUGGGACGUCAUGCGCUGCUGGAUCCGAGACCAUCCGGUGAAGUCCCAAGGGGAGGGCAGCCCAGCUGACACAAUUCUGGCCAAGCCGCCCACCACUGAGGUCAACUUUGCAAAAGCGCCCAAGGCUUUGAGUAAGGCUCAGCAGAAGGGGGUGGCUCGAUUUGUGCCCAACCCAGAGGCAUACUGGGGCCCUAAGCCGCGUGCUGGGAGGAAGGAUGCCAUUGCCAUGGCUGUGUUAGCCCGGGAAGAAGAGGCGGGGCAGGCAGAUGGGAAAGGGGAUGAGGCGACUGAGUGA